AUGAGCGGUGUCUUCGAGGCAAUGCCAAGGGGCAUAUACCUGAAGGUGUACGCCGAUGAUAUCACCCUUAUUGUGAUCGGUGUGCACCCGAAGGCCAUCAGGAAAAAGGCUCAAGCGGCUAAAACCGCUGUCGGCAAAUGGGCUGCCAAAGCCGGUUUCGAUAUUUCCGCUGCCAAGUCGACAAGACUGCACAUAUGUGCCAGUAACCACCAACCACCCCGGAAGCCCAUUACCAUCAACCAGGAGGUAAUUCCCACAAGAAAGACCCUGGAUCGGCACCUAACCCUACAGGCCCACUUCGAUCUUGUCAAAAAGAGCUGUGAAAACCGGCUAAAGCUCCUCCGCAACAUCUCGGGCAGGACAACCCGGUGCGACCGAAGCACUCACCUACGAGUUGCCAACGCCGUAAUUGGCAGCCGGCUAACAUACGGAAUAGAUUUCACCUGCCGAGCCCAAGACCAACUGAUCAAGGCCCUACCGCCCAUGCACAACCGGGCCAUCAGAACUAUUUCCGGCCUACUUCCCUCGACCCCCGCAAACGCAGCAUGCGCCGAGGCCGGCGUCCUCCCCUUUCGGCACAAGGUUGCUCUAACGACCUGUAAUCGAAAAUACCCGGGACAACGGACAAGGCUGCUUCCUUGCAGAGCAAGCCAACGCCACGCUUCCCCCGGUGGCAGGUCUCCACCGGCUCGGGCCAAGAAGCUGGCCUACUUCCUGGAGAGACUUCGAAGCCGGUAUCACGAUUGGGCGAUCCGUUACACCGACGGGUCCAAAUUGGGCGAUCGAGUGGGCGUAGGAGUCCACGGGACUGAGCCCGAACAACACUACCGCAUUCCGCCGGGAUGCUCGGUCUUCUCGGCUGAAGCAGCGGGGAUUUUCCAAGCUACAAUAGCCCCGAGAGACCGUGCCGCACUUAUCAUCACUGACUCCAACAGCGCCAUCUUCGCCAUUGAGAACCCGAAGUCAAAACAUCCCUUCAUUCAGGGCAUUCAGGCGGCCCUCGACUCCGCCGAGCACCGGACGGUGCUAAUGUGGGUUCUUGGGCAUUGCGGUAUCCAAGGAAACGAGCGCGCCGACAUUCUGGCCGACAUCGGCCGAAACAGCCCCUUUCUCACCCCGAAAAUUCCUGCAGACGACGCUGAAAAAAUGGACCAAGGACACCAUUUGGCAAUCCGGGUCCAACGAGUGGAGGCGGGACCGAACCCUGUUUUUUUCAGAAAGGCCAACCCUACAGCGAGACCCGGGGAAGACUUGCCUAACCGGCGGGACCAAACGGUCCUGUCCCGUUUAAGGACGGGGCAUACGCGAGCAUCCCACAACAUAGUCGCCAACAACUCCGGCUUCCGCCGGCAGUGUGAGAUCUGUUCCGCACAAUACUCGGUCGAGCACUUCCUGUGCGUUUGUCCGGCACUUGAACACAUCCGGCAAAUCCACCAGAUCACCGAUAUUCCCAGCUCACUCGCUAACGACAAAGUCCGCAAGCGCCAGUUGUUCUUCCUGAGCACAACCUACCCGCACCGCAUCCUUAACGUGUGGAUGUUGUUGCAGCAAGUGCAGAAGUGCGCUUGGCUGGUCGCCUCGCUUGACGAGCAGGGUAGUGCAGCGUGCUAUGCUGCUGCUAGCUGGAAGGGAAAGACUUAA
Messenger RNA from Aedes albopictus (Asian tiger mosquito), 1641 nucleotides. RefSeq lists its product as uncharacterized. Bases 1 to 1641 code for a protein of 546 amino acids. NCBI's taxonomy places the organism in Eukaryota, Metazoa, Arthropoda, Insecta, Diptera, Culicidae. The record is from RefSeq and is a predicted model, not a curated record. The transcript is spliced from 3 exons. Gene Ontology annotation, molecular function: nucleic acid binding; RNA-DNA hybrid ribonuclease activity.